Triplophysa dalaica is the source of this 4895-nucleotide messenger RNA. RefSeq names its product nuclear factor of activated T cells 2a (gene nfatc2a). Gene Ontology annotation, molecular function: RNA polymerase II cis-regulatory region sequence-specific DNA binding; transcription factor binding; DNA-binding transcription factor activity, RNA polymerase II-specific. Gene Ontology annotation, cellular component: transcription regulator complex. Lineage: Eukaryota; Metazoa; Chordata; Actinopteri; Cypriniformes; Nemacheilidae. Gene Ontology annotation, biological process: calcineurin-NFAT signaling cascade; regulation of transcription by RNA polymerase II; cytokine production. The record is from RefSeq and is a predicted model, not a curated record.
CUGGGAUUGUAUAUGUUCUGAUGCGUCAGACGGACACCUUAGGACAUUGCGUCGCGUCAUUAACUUUGCGCGUUAAAAACGCUUUUAAACUCGUUUAAAAUGCGCACCCAAACAUUUGACCGCACAUUCGCGUCCAUCGCGUAUCCGUUUUUAAUUAGCCUGCGGAGAGUUGUAACGCUGUCGCGUCGCUGGCGAUGCAAAUGGGGGUGUGAGUGAAGUUAAAGGCGGAAGUUAAAGUUGUCACGAGCAUCUGCCGCUCGAUAUCAUUCAUGCGUUUGUACGCGCUCGCUCGGACCCCUGAUCUCGGACCCCGGACGGCUCUCGGCGCGUUUAUGAGGUUGUUCUGGUGCGCAUAAAUCCCAUUGAGACAGAUGAGCUCGUUUUACGGAGAUAAAGUGGACUUGGGGCUGGCAGAGGAGCUGAGUCAGGUGAACUGCCAGGAUGAGCUGGAGUUUGCCGAUCUCUUUGAAUAUGGAUUUUCUGCCGGACAACAAGAUGAGCCAAGUAUCUCCUCACACAAAGAUCUCAACUCUCCUCCCAGCCUUUCCUAUCACCUGGAGGAAGCCCCGCCUUACGGCAUCAAGCCUUGUGUGCCCACCUACCUGGAGGUCGGCGCUGAGGGUCUCUCUGGUUUCAAGCAACUGGACGCAAAAAGCUACCUUGAGCAGGUCGGGACCAACAACCACGCCCUGAGCCCCAGGAUCGAAAUUACCCCUUCCCGUGAGCACUAUAGUCAUGGUCGAGAAUCCCUCCAGCACCAUCUUGUGAACACCAGCCCCAGUCCUGGGCUCACUGUGCCGGGUCACGAUCCCUUAGCUUACCGAGAGCCACAGUGCCUGAGUCCCGCCAGCAGCAACUCAUCCACCUCCUGGCACUCUGAGAACCUCUCACCCUGGGCGUCGCCCUGUGUAUCGCCUAGCAACAGUCAGGCAGCGGGGGAGCUUUGCCCGCGACUACAGGGCGUCCACACGGGAUCUCCUCGUACGAGUCCGGGAACCUCCCCCCAUACCAGCCUGGCUGAGGACGGCUCCGUUGGGCCACGCUCUCCUUCGCCCAGGCCCGGGUCACGUUCCACCUCCCCCCUAUGCAAACGCACCUACGAGAUGUACAGGAACCCCAACCUGGUGCCAGGGUCCCGCUCGCGGAGCCCGUCGCCACACGGCGGUCACGAUGAGCAUCACAGUGGCCAUUAUGGUCUGAACAACCUGUCCGGUGCCCUGAAUGGGUUCGGAGUUGGGCAGGUUUGCUCCAUUCCUCCCAAAAUUGUGAAGACCAGUCAGCAGGCCUAUCCUCUGUACACAGACAACCACACUGAGAGCUACCUGGUGUCUUGUGACCAGGACGUAAAAAACAAACCUGGUUCUGAACCUUUCUUUGUAAUUCCACAAAUCUGGCCUAAACAGCUGGUGCCUGGGAUAUGCAGCAUCCCUGUGACGUCUCUGCCUCCUCUGGAGUGGCCGCUGCCCAAACGCACCGAUCAGUAUGAGCUGCACAUCGAGGUUCAGCCCAAACCCCACCACAGAGCCCAUUACGAAACCGAGGGCAGUAGAGGGGCGGUUAAAGCCCCCACUGGAGGUCACCCAGUGGUCCAGCUCCGUGGAUAUAGGGGGAAGGAACCUCUGUGCCUUCAGAUCUUUAUUGGCACAGCGGACGAGCGGAUCCUGAAGCCUCACGCUUUCUACCAGGUCCAUCGCAUUACUGGGAAAACCGUCACUACCACCAGCUACGAGAAGAUCAUGAACGGCACCAAAGUACUUGAAAUCCCUUUAGAGCCAAAGAAUAACAUGAAAGCAAUAAUCGAUUGUGCUGGAAUUCUGAAGCUCCGGAACGCUGACAUCGAGCUGCGCAAGGGGGAGACGGAUAUUGGGCGGAAAAACACCCGUGUUCGACUGGUGUUCCGUGUUCACAUCCCGCAGCAAGGAGGCCAAACUGUGUCGCUCCAGCUGGCUUCGCAUCCCAUUGAGUGCUCCCAGAGAUCAGCUCACGAGCUGCCCAUGGUGGAGAAACAGGACAUGGACUCGUGUUCAGUUCUCGGAGGUCAGCAGAUGAUUCUCACCGGCCAGAACUUCAGCUCAGAUUCAAAGGUUAUCUUCACAGAGAAGACUCAUGAUGGACAGCAAAUUUGGGAAUUGGAAGCCACGGUAGACAAAGAUAAAAGUCAGGCAAGCAUGAUGUUCAUCGAGGUGCCUCCUUACAGAGACCCGUCCAUUUGCCAUCCCUCUAAAGUGAACUUCUACGUAAUAAAUGGAAAGAGGAAGCGCAGUCAACCUCAGCAUUUCACCUACACGCCUCUUCCAGUUCCGUCUAUUAAGACCGAGCCAGUGGAUGACUAUGAGUCCAGGCAGGUGAGAUACUCCAUGUCACAGAUGAUGGGGGUGUCUCCCCAGUCGUACUAUAAUCCACGCGGGAUCAUCGCCCCUGACAGCGGCCUGGUCCCUGCCCUCGUCCCCUGCCAGCAGGUUCGCCUGGGCGUCUCUCCUCCGGACCACCGAUUCCAGCAGCAAAGCCCGGUCAUCUACCCCCGUCCUGCGAAGGCCAUGGCAAGCAGUCCCUCUGUUGUAUACUCCCAGACGGGAGCCUCUAUGAUGCCCGACUCUCAUCGCUCAGUUCUGGUCCACACAGGUUCCCCGGCCCAGUCCUCCCACCUGGGUGGCCCGCAUCCCACCAACCAGCAUCCCUCCAUUAUCCAGUUCUCUCCCACCAACCACCACCUGCUCAGAGGAGGAGACCCUCCCGCACCACCACCUCCAGAACAUCAGCACAUCAUGUAUUGCGAGGGCUAUAGCCAAGCUGUCGGAACCAGCCGCUCUCCUGCCCCGGCGCAGGCACCUCAGCAGUCUCAGAAUUACCCAACAGUCAUUCAGCAACAGCCGUUCGUGCCAAGGGUGACCAAAGACAGAUCGCCUCCUGUACAGGUGGAGUCUCCGAGAUGUUCCUCCGCGGAAGAGCAGGGAAGCAGCGCUCCUGGAAGAGUCACGGUGAAAGAGGAGAACCUGGAUCAGGCGUAUCUUGAUGACGUGAAUGAGAUCAUAAGGAAGGAUCUGACAGGAGUGCAUGGCAGAGGUCAAACAUAAAGGAAAACCCACCUCAGGAAGAGAGCAGGACCUCUUAAGCGUUUGUAUUGUGACCCUCCUCAGUCUUCUCUGAAAACCGUCCAUCUUAAGGGUCUUUUGGAUUCCUGACUAAACUGGAUCAUGGACCACAUGAAACCAGCCAUCCAUCUCAGUCAAUUGCAGAAACAACCGUGAUGUCCAAAUGCUAUUGAAUUUCUCAUCUAUUAUUUGAAUGUCGAAACCCAUCCAAAGUUGAUCUCAUAUGUCAGAGUUGUCAAAGACUCGCGCUCUUGAGCCUUCAUAAAUAGUUGGAAUUGGACAGGUGAAGUCAAUUUUUUAACUCUUGUGGGUUUUUAUUCCAAAGCCUUUUGACUCACGUGAAUGAACUCGCUCAAAUCAAUGUAUUCGGAGAAAUAACCUCAUCUUCUGUUAAACUUAAUCUGAACCAUUACUGUCUGUCAUAAACCGGGAAACAUGUAGUUUGCAUAAACUUUUGUAGAGAAGGAAGAUGAAUAGAUCACUGUUUCACUGCUAAUAUUUGAUAAGAAUAGGUUAAUAAUUGAUGAGGGAAACACAAAGGUCAAAUUUUCAUUUAAUACAUAUUUUAUAUUGCCAAAUGCACCAUUACUGAAUAGGACAAUGUAUGCACUUCCUGUUCAUUUUUUAUCUUGUAGUUGUAGAGCAAAAAUGGCUGAUUAAGAAAAACCAAAGACGUUACUUUUACAUUUUUUGUAAAUAGAAAAGACUGACCAGUCUGCUUCUGUGCCUUUACCAACAAUACUGUAAUUAUACCCAAACUAAGAGCUAACCAAAAAUGAAAGGAAAUAACAUGUCAGAGCCCAUAAUGCCUUGCACUACAUUUAGGUUCUGAGGUCUUUUUGCCAUACUAGAACUAUAUGGUCUUUAUCUUUCAACAUUGCAUACCUAAAGUCUUGUCCUUAUCAGUUCCACCUGUUUCCUUAUAAAAAGAGAUGCAGAUUUUCCGUCCUCUGUAUUACAGUUCUGUGUCAUUGAUGCUUUAAUAACCACAACAGCUUUUCUUUUAUAAUGCACAUAUAUACAGUAUGUGUUUUGUGUACAUGGUAAAGAUUUAAAAUAUGAACAUCUGUUUCUUUAUUUAUCCAGUAGAUACAAUUAGAUUAACAAAUAUGAGAAGUGUCAGCUUGUGUAGAUGGUGUUUUUUUAAUGGUUGCUUGAUUUUGGGAAUAUUUUCAAACGGAACCCUGCCCACUUUAAAGUGCUAAAUAUAUUUUAAUGUCUUCACGAUUUUGGCUAAAUUAUUAAGAGUGGCAUAAAUUAAUAAUUCAUGUGAAAGUAUUAAUGAAGUUGUCUCUUUAUUCUUUUGAAGAACAUUGUAAAAAGGAGGCUUAUGUUUCCAUAGAGCCAUUCUUUCAAUGUACAGUGGGCAUAGCCAUAACACCUAUUUACAGAAUGUAAACAUUUUAUCAUUAUUGUAAAUAGAUUGCCUUAAAAGUGUAUAGUAUGUGUGUAUUGUUUGUAUUUUUUAAGUGUCAUUUAGUCUUAAUUGGGGGAGAAUAUUUAUAUGAACUGAAUCAGUUGUUCUCUUGCCAUUUUAAUAUCUUAUUAUCAAGGCUCUGGGAAUAUAUGAAAUGCCAAAGCAUCUGCCUGUAGACAAAUUGCAUUUAACUUUUUUAUAUUAAUAUAAGAUUAUGUCAAUACCAAAAGAGAGAACAAUUAUAUUUUAAAGCCCUUUGCUUAUCAUGAAGUUUUUUAUUUUAUUAUGGCUUAAGCAUGUCUAACAUAAUUUGGACAUGUUUAUGUUGUUUGUCAAAAAGUAACAAGGCAAGUUGUGUAAAUGAGCAAUAAAAUUAAAAAUGUUUU